Tripterygium wilfordii is the source of this 912-nucleotide messenger RNA. Its product is annotated as protein MIZU-KUSSEI 1. The coding region runs from base 114 to 884 and encodes 256 amino acids. NCBI's taxonomy places the organism in Eukaryota, Viridiplantae, Streptophyta, Magnoliopsida, Celastrales, Celastraceae. The record is from RefSeq and is a predicted model, not a curated record. The transcript has a single exon. Gene Ontology annotation, biological process: hydrotropism.
UCGUUGACCACCCACAAAGACCAUUACCAAACUUAACGAACUUCCCUCCCUCUCUCUCGAUCUCUUUCUCUCGGCCUCUCUCUCCCAUCCUAACCUUCCUCCAUGUCCAUUCAAUGGGGGAGUCAAAGCCCAACAACGCAACACCACCGGAAACCCCAACCUCUUCAACACCAUCACUGUCUCUAUCAUCCGCCGAGCCCCCAAAGCCACCGACCCCACCACCACCACGAUCCCUCAUCCAACCCUCCCACAAGAAAAAAUCAAAGACCAAAGUCUUCCGCGUUUUCCGCUCCGUCUUCCGCUCAUUCCCAAUCAUAACCCCCGCCUGCAAGAUCCCCACUCUCCACGGUGGCGGCAUCAGCCUCCCCGACAGCCGCAGCAACGGAAUCACAGGCACGCGCGUCACGGGCACCUUGUUCGGGUACCGGAAAGGGAGGGUGAGCUUGUCGAUGCAAGAAAACCCUAAAUGUCUACCUUCGUUGGUCGUCGAAUUGGCGAUGCAAACGAAUGCGUUGCAGAAGGAGAUGAGCGCGGGGACUGUGCGGAUCGCGCUGGAGUGCGAGAAGAGGGCGGAGAAGGAUAAGACAAAAUUGCUAAACGAGCCGUUGUGGACGAUGUUCUGUAACGGUAAGAAGGCCGGGUACGGCGUCACGAGGGAGGCGACGGAGGAGGAUUUGAAUGUGAUGGAGCUUCUCAAGGCUGUGUCCAUGGGGGCUGGGGUGCUGCCGGGGAACUCGGACAUUGAUGGGCCGGAUUUGGAGAUUGUUUACGUUCGGGCCCAUUUUGAACGGGUUGUGGGCUCCAAGGAUUCGGAGACGUUGUACAUGUUGAGCCCGGAAGGGAAUAAUGGGCCGGAGCUCAGUAUAUUCUUUGUCAGGAUUUGAUUUGAUUUGAUGAUGCUUUUUUCGUUAA